Nylanderia fulva is the source of this 986-nucleotide messenger RNA. RefSeq lists its product as uncharacterized. The record is from RefSeq and is a predicted model, not a curated record. NCBI's taxonomy places the organism in Eukaryota, Metazoa, Arthropoda, Insecta, Hymenoptera, Formicidae.
CGCGUCGACUUGUCCUGUGCAAGAGUCUUUAACGUACACAACUUGGUACUAUUUUUCUUACCGCAAAUCUUGGCUUUACUUCGAGAAAGAUUCCGUCUAUUGAGUUUCGUACAUUUAUGGUUGCGUACACAACGUGCAUAAAAACAAUUAUCCAUAUUUGUACGUGCAUUGUUGACUACGACUAGUUUGAUAGUUUCGGAGUUUCGAAGAGGUUAGUUUUCUGAUGACGUUUCGCUCGGGAUGCAAUAGUCGACAGUCACUUUUGGUCAAAGCAGUUUGUAUCUCGUGGUGUUGAUCGGAACGUAAGCAAAUCUUUUCUACGAUUUUGUUGACAACUGCUAUGCAUCGAUCAGGAAAAUAUCUUUGUUGAAGCCUCCUCUGUAGGGGGAAUCAGAUCAGCGACGUAAUCAUGAUACGGAUAAACAGAAAGAGAUACCGCAACAUAGAGGAGGAAUCCAGCGAAUUCAUGCCGUUGAGCAAACGAAUCAAUAAUCUUCAUAUCAAUAGUUUGUCUGGUCUACGAGAGAAUGUAAUAGACAACAGAGUGGAAAGUAUGGAAACGGAUUGGGAAAGUGGAAAUCUGAUAUCGUCACCCAGCUGUUCUCAAGGAUCAUCAUCCAGGGAUAGUUGUGGUUCUAGCCCAAGUAAUUUUACCAACGAUUACAGACCGGAUUUAGAUGCGACGGAAAAUCCUUUCUAUUACGAAAGCAACAAGUUGCUCUUUUCCUUAUAUAUGGAGCGUAUGCAGCGGAGAUUGGAUCUAUAUUGAUAAAAGUUUGCGUUAUUCUCGCUUUACUCCUGCCUACGCAAUAUCUUCUUGACAUUUGACGUCCGAAUCUUGUUACUUUAUUUGCCAUAUUUUUCUAUACAAUAUAUACCUUAACAGUUUUCAAUCUUUGUCGUUACAUCGGUUAUCUAGAUAAUAGCAAGAUACGUUAUUAUUUAUAUUGGCAAAUAAAAUAACAAAAUUUUUAUAUAAAAAUCGG